This is a messenger RNA of Sclerotinia sclerotiorum 1980 UF-70, 1086 nucleotides long. RefSeq lists its product as hypothetical. Bases 1 to 1086 code for a protein of 361 amino acids. The transcript is spliced from 2 exons. The record is from RefSeq and is a predicted model, not a curated record. Lineage: Eukaryota; Fungi; Ascomycota; Leotiomycetes; Helotiales; Sclerotiniaceae.
AUGCUUCGCACAACUGCCACACGCUCUCUUCUAAAGAGCCUCACAAAACUUCCCACCUCUCGAGCAACCUAUUCUCAAACCACCUCAACCCUCAAAACCCCCUCUACCUUUCGCACCUCGAUUUCCAAACGACCUUCGCUAGCACUCUCCUCUCGUCUCUUCUAUGCCACCAAAUCCGAACCUCCAUACAUACCCGACCAAAUAAAUACCCAAGAAGAAGCCGCUUUAAAAAAGCAAACCAUUGAACCACAUCCCGAAGCUGUAUCAUUAAAAUCCUCCGUCCGUCCUGUAUUCGAGGAAAAGCCACAUCAUGAAAGCCAUGGAUCGGUAAAAGAUGAUUUGGAAACUAUCAAGGAAACAUUUGCUCUAAGAGAAGUUCCUAGGGAAUCUCUAAUAAUCGGUGCGGCGGGUGUUUUACCAUAUGCUGCUACAUCGGCUUCUACAAUCUAUUUGGCUUAUGAUAUUAAUCAUGCUCAUGCUACUGGACAAGGCAUUUUAUUUUCACCUGAGACGGCUCAUCAAUUGUUGGAUUAUAUUACACCUAUUCAAGUUGGAUAUGGUGCUGUUAUUAUUUCUUUCCUUGGUGCUAUUCAUUGGGGUCUCGAAUACGCGGGCUAUGGCGGACACCACAGCUAUCGUCGAUACAUGAUCGGAGUUGUAGCUCCAGCAGUAGCAUGGCCCACUAUUCUCAUGCCUGUCGAAUACGCACUAAUUACCCAAUUUACCGCCUUCACAUUCCUAUAUUUCACUGAUGCGCGAGCAACAGUUCGAGGAUGGUGUCCUCCUUGGUACAGCACAUAUAGAUUUGUUUUGACAUUUAUCGUUGGAGCGGCCAUUGUAGCAAGUUUGGUGGGUAGAGGAAGAAUUAUUACUCAUGAUAGACAAUUGAAGAGUUCGGUGGAUUAUGUCAAGGAGGAUAGGGAUAAUCAAUGGCUUGCAUUGGAACAAGAGGAGAAGAUGAGAAGGGCGAAGUUAGCAGAAGAGGAAAAGGCAGCCGAGGAAGAUGAAGCAGAAGGUGAAUCUGAGGAUGAGGAAAAGAGUGAUGAUAAAAAAGAAGAUAAGAAGGAAAGUAAAGACGAAAAGUAA